CUCCCAGUUUGUGGACGUUCACGCGCAGGCUCGCUCGCGCGCGCACUCGCACUCACGGGCACGAGCGUGAACUUGUCAGGGCAUAUUUAUAAUGUGGAGGUUUUUCAAGCCGAGCCUGAGGAACAUCUUUACCACACACCUCAGGAUGUCGUCUGAACAGCUGGGAGAGUUGGGGAAAGGUGCAGGGAAGGGAGGAGGAGGAGGCGGCGCAGUCAGGGAGGCAGGAGGAGCGUUUGGAAAGAGGCAGGCCGCCGAGGAAGAGAUGUAUUUCAAGAAGAAGGAGCGGGAGCAGAUAGCUGGUCUUAGACAACAUCAUCAGGAAGAAAUCAAUCACCACCAGAAGGAGAUUGAGCGUCUUCAAGAAGAGAUCAGCCGCCACGAGGGCAAAAUUCGCCAAUUAAAAAAGCAUGACUGAGACUAGUGCAAAUUAAUAAUUAAUGAGAGCUCUUUGCCAGAUCUUCCAACUAACAGUGUUGCACGUUUGGUGGCUUUUUGUAAGUUUUAUUAGUUGUGCAUGAUCGUUAAAAUAGAAUAAAAGAAGGAAAAUAAUUAA
This is a messenger RNA of Pangasianodon hypophthalmus (striped catfish), 553 nucleotides long. RefSeq names its product ATPase inhibitor B, mitochondrial. The transcript is spliced from 3 exons. Gene Ontology annotation, molecular function: ATPase inhibitor activity. The record is from RefSeq and is a predicted model, not a curated record. Bases 92 to 415 code for a protein of 107 amino acids. NCBI's taxonomy places the organism in Eukaryota, Metazoa, Chordata, Actinopteri, Siluriformes, Pangasiidae. Gene Ontology annotation, biological process: negative regulation of ATP-dependent activity. Gene Ontology annotation, cellular component: mitochondrion.